Messenger RNA from Vanessa atalanta (red admiral), 1474 nucleotides. RefSeq lists its product as uncharacterized. Lineage: Eukaryota; Metazoa; Arthropoda; Insecta; Lepidoptera; Nymphalidae. The transcript has 4 exons. The record is from RefSeq and is a predicted model, not a curated record. Bases 39 to 1439 code for a protein of 466 amino acids.
GUCUCUCUUCACAGAAAGCAACACAGACCACUUACAAAAUGUUUAAGCUGGUGGUGUUGUCUUGCGUCCUGGCGGCGGCGUCCGCAUCGGGUCUUUUCGCAGGAUACGUGGCGCCCAUAGCGCCUCUGGCCUACGCUGCACCUUUUUUGCAACCUCACAAUUACCGAGGACCUCUGUCUCUUGCUCCUGGUCAACCCGCUAACAUUAUUGCAGCUGAUGGCAGACCUCUUGACACCUUGGACGUAAACUUGGACCGCUCUGCCCACUACACCGCUAAGGUUCUUAACAAUGGAUUCCACGUAUUGAAGAAGCGAUCUGCAGCUAUUGUUGCACCUAUUGCCGCUCCUUUCGUAGCUCCAUUGGCAUACUCCGCGCCUCUUCUCCAACCUUACAACUACCGUGGGCCAUUAUCCCUUGCUCCAGGACAGCCUGCUAACAUCUUAGCUGCUGACGGCAGGCCUCUUGACACUUUGGACGUAAAUUUGGACCGCUCAGCACACUUCACUGCCAAGGCCCUUAGCGGUGGCGUACACCUACUCAAGAAACGCUCUGUUGUCUUGGCUCCAAUAAGCACGGUCGCCGUUGCCAGAGCGCCACUGAUCGCCCACACUUACGGAUAUACAGCACCCCUAGCAGCUGCACAUUUAGGCCACACCAUCGCCUAUCCUGCCGCACCUAUCGCUCACGUGCUGAGAAUUUCAGGUACUGAAACUAGGGAUAGAUUGAAAACAACACAGACCACUUACAAAAUGUUUAAGCUGGUGGUGUUGUCUUGCGUCCUGGCGGCGGCGUCCGCAUCGGGUCUUUUCGCUGGAUACGUGGCGCCCUUAGCGCCUCUGGCCUACUCAUCGCCGUUCUUGCAGCCUUACAACUACCGCGGACCCUACUCUCUUGGUCCUGGUCAACCUGCCAACAUUCUGGCUUCUGAUGGCAGACCCCUAGACACUUUGGAAGUGAACUUGGACCGCUCUGCUCAUUUUACCGCUAAGGCUCUGGACAACGGUUUCCAUAUUUUGAAGAAACGCUCCGCUGCUUUCAUCGCUCCUUACGCCGCUCCUUACGUCGCUCCUUAUGCCGCUCCUUACGCCGCGGCUUACGCCGCCCCUUUGGCUUACUCCGCGCCUCUUCUCCAGCCUUACAACUACCGUGGACCAUUAUCGCUAGCCCCUGGACAGCCCGCUAACAUUUUGGGCUCUGACGGCAGGCCUUUAGACACCUUGGAAGUCAACUUGGAUCGCUCUGCCCAUUUCAAUGCACAGUACAACAAUGGCGUACAUCUAUUGAAGAAGCGCUCCGCCGGUCUGAUCGCCCCAAUCAACACUGUCACCUUUACUAGGACGCCACUGAUCGCUUCCAGCUACGCGUAUGCUUCACCACUCGCCCACCAAUACCUUAAACCUAUCUCGUACGCCGCCAGCCCCAUCACACACAUCUUCUAACAACUGUAACGCUUGCCAACGAUGAUGUAAAUAAA